This is a messenger RNA of Galeopterus variegatus (Sunda flying lemur), 4685 nucleotides long. It is a transcript of the gene UTP15, whose product is annotated as UTP15, U3 small nucleolar ribonucleoprotein, homolog (S. cerevisiae). The coding region runs from base 224 to 1780 and encodes 518 amino acids. Gene Ontology annotation, biological process: rRNA processing; positive regulation of transcription by RNA polymerase I. Lineage: Eukaryota; Metazoa; Chordata; Mammalia; Dermoptera; Cynocephalidae. The record is from RefSeq and is a predicted model, not a curated record. The transcript is spliced from 13 exons. Gene Ontology annotation, molecular function: protein binding. Gene Ontology annotation, cellular component: nucleolus.
UGUGUGUCGGCGGGGCAUUGAGGGUCCGCGUGAUUCCUGCAAGUGAUCCAGAACGGUCCAGGGUAGGGAGCUGGCGGAGUCCAAGAAAUUGUCCUUGAAGGUGGGGUGCCCCGACGGACCCUUGGGGCCCAGCAGAGACUUUUAAAGGGAGAAUCACUAUAAUUAUUUCUAACAUCAAAUCCAAACUACUGACCCUUGGAUAACAGUGUAAUUAUAUGAAAUUAUGGCUGGUUAUAAACCUGUAGCUAUUCAGACAUAUCCUAUACUUGGUGAAAAAAUCACUCAAGAUACACUGUACUGGAACAAUUAUAAGACCCCUGUUCAGAUCAAGGAGUUUGGAGCAGUAUCGAAAGUAGACUUUUCUCCACAGCCUCCAUAUAAUUAUGCUGUCACAGCUUCCUCAAGGAUUCACAUUUAUGGCCGAUACUCCCAAGAACCUAUAAAAACCUUUUCCCGAUUUAAAGACACAGCAUACUGUGCUACUUUUCGACAGGACGGUAGAUUGCUUGUGGCUGGCAGUGAAGACGGUGGAAUUCAACUUUUUGAUAUAAGUGGGAGGGCUCCCCUCAGGCAGUUUGAAGGCCAUACAAAAGCAGUUCAUACAGUAGAUUUUACAGCUGAUAAAUACCAUGUGAUCUCUGGAGCUGAUGAUUAUACAGUUAAAUUAUGGGAUAUUCCAAACUCCAAAGAAACUCUUACAUUCCAAGAACAUUCUGAUUAUGUGAGGUGUGGAUGUGCUAGUAAAUUGAACCCGGAUCUCUUUGUAACAGGGUCAUAUGAUCAUACUGUGAAGAUGUUUGAUGCACGGACAAAUAAGAGUGUUCUUUUUGUUGAGCACGGGCAUCCAGUGGAGAGCGUCCUGCUUUUCCCUUCUGGAGGUCUUCUGGUAUCCACAGGAGGUCGCUAUGUUAAAGUCUGGGACAUGUUAAAAGGAGGACAGUUGCUAGUGUCUUUGAAGAAUCAUCACAAAACUGUGACGUGUUUAUGUCUGAGCAGCUCUGGACAGAGGUUACUCUCUGGCUCACUGGAUAGGAAAGUGAAAGUAUAUAGCACAACUUCCUACAAAGUAGUUCACAGUUUUGAUUAUGCAGCUUCAAUUUUAAGUCUUGCACUUUCACAUGAAGAUGAAACAAUAGUUGUAGGAAUGACCAAUGGAAUACUGAGUGUUAAACAUCGGAAAUCUGAAGCAAAGAAGGAUUAUCUUCCCAGGAGAAGACGACCUGCAUAUCGAACCUUUAUUAAAGGAAAAAAUUACAUGAAGCAACGGGAUGACAUUUUGAUCAACAGGCCAGGAAAGAAACACCUAGAAUUGUAUGACAGGGAUCUGAAAAAUUUUCGAAUCUCUAAGGCACUUGACAGAGUUCUUGAGCCUGACUGUACGAUAAAGACACCUGAAAUUACAGUUUCCAUCAUAAAGGAGCUAAAUCGAAGAGGAGUCCUUGCAAAUGCCCUUGCAGGUCGGGAUGAAAAGGAAAUUAGUCGUGUUCUUAAUUUUUUGAUAAGGAACCUGUCUCAGCCAAGAUUUGCCCCUGUUUUGAUCAAUGCUGCUGAAAUAAUUAUUGAUAUCUACCUGCCUGUGAUUGGUCAGUCACCUGUAGUUGAUAAAAAGUUUUUGGUACUUCAGGGACUUGUAGAAAAAGAGAUUGAUUAUCAAAGAGAACUACUAGAAACCUUGGGGAUGAUGGAUAUGCUGUUUGCUACCAUGACAAGGAAAGAAAGCACUUCUGUGUUCAAACAUACAGCUGAUGGAUUUCUCGAGAACAAGCAGAUAGAAUCAUAGUGUCUGCUUAAUAAGACAUAAGAACUCCUAACUUGGAACAGAUUUGACUCUAUUAACCAUUGGAAAGAGAAUCUCUUUGAUACAUUAAGAAAACUAUUUACAGAAGCAGUUUUUUGGAAGAGACUGGAAUAAUUAUGAUUGGUAAAUACCUAUUUUAAGACAUGGUUUUUCAUGUAAUAUUUGGAAUUAUUUUAUGUCAUCUUCAGCUAGAAGAUCUAAAUUGACAUGGUCACACUAUAUAUCUACAUUGGAUGAGUUGAUGUUAAUUUUAAUACAGCAAAGUUUUCUAUCUACACUUGGGUAAGCAUUAAGAAGGGAGUUCAAACAUGGACCCUCAGGAGAGGGUUCCAACUGGGAAUUCUGCCAAAGGAACAGAGUCUUGUUUUUUUUUACUUCUAUCCUGGAAAACAACAAAAACAAAUGGCAACAGCAACAAAAAACUCUUCACUGUAAUCAGUGCCCUUGGGAUUUCCAGGCUCCUGCUUAGCUUGCCUCUCCUCUCCUUGAUAUUGUCACUUGUCUUAGAUCACGUGCUAAUCUGCUUCAGCUGGUAAUAGGACGGUAUGUGUUUCAAGUGUGGCAAAUCAGGGGUCAGCUCUUAAUAAUCAACACUAGCUGGCUAAAAAUUGUGCUCCAUCCCAGGUUUUUCUUUUUACUUCUUUAAUCUUGAUUGUCCUUAUCAGAACAAGGUCUACAGAUAGACCUUAUUGGACCACGUUUUUUUCCCCUUCCUUUCAGUAUUCAGUCUUUCUACCAAAUUUUCAUUUUUGCUUAGGUCAGGGGAAUGACCUUUCAGCCUAUUUUAUAUAUUUGUUUGGAACUUAUUUUGUAGCCACCUAAUCCUCUGAGAACUAUUUUCUCUGCUUUGUCUUUAGAUUUUUUUCCCCAUUGUUCUUCAUAAUCAUCUUGUUUCAGAACCCCAAACUGGAGCAGUUUGCUUUGAAAAAUAGCUGUGUUUUUGAAAGUUCAAUAUAAAUCACAUUUUUUUAUAAAGAGAUUUUUAUUUUCUUAUUGGCUUUCUGAGAUGUAUUAAUUCCUGAUGGAUAGUCAAUGGAUAGUGACUCUUAGCACACUGAUGUCACAAUUGCUACCUCUUCUACCUUCCCUCUAUUCUUACCCCACCUCAAUUAAUUAAUAAUCUGUAAAGAAAAAUGUCUUGAGCUAGAAGAAUCCUUAGAGGAAGAUUUUGUAAUGCAAAUCUCUCAUAAUUUUAGUUCUGUAAAUUCAGCUUUUUUUAAAGCAGAAAAAAGUGGCAUACUUAUAUGUUCUAGUAAUGGCAUAUGCUCAAAAUGUUCUAGUAAUGGCAUAUGCUCAAACAUAGGGUCUAGUUUCUCUUCUGCAAAUUGAUUUAAGCAAUCCAUGUAGUACAAUGGCUUGUAAGAUAUCAGGAGUUUGCUUCCCUGAGUAAUGAGGUUAGUCAAGAUCAGAAACUUCAGGUUGAAGAGAGUUAAUUUAUUUAAACAAUUUCUGUUGAAAAGCUUUUAAAAAAAUAAACUUCAAAAGUAUGCUGAUAAUUUGCAUACUAGUAAAAAUGAGAAGUUGAAAUUCUAUCUAAAACUAUAGCUGCCAUCUGGUAGGUGACAUGUGACAGGAGUUUUCCCAUACAUUAUUUCAUUUGAUUCUACAACAACCAUCUAAGGUUGGUAUUAUUCUCAGUUAAAAUUGAAUUAACUAAAGAAGUUCAUUCACUUGAAGUUCCCAAACUUGAGUGCUUCAUCAUCCCAGCACUGUGAACUGGUCUGCCUGCUAAGGCUAAACUACUCAAUAAAACCUCACUGAGUGCUAUAGUUCUCAAAUGAAAUAUGUAAUUAUAAAUUUUCAAAAAGGAAACAAUCCCCAUAAUCAUAAAUACUUUAAUGUUAAGUUCAGGAGUUUUUUACAUUCAUUGAGACAAACUAUAGUAUUUACUAUUUGAAGUAUUUAAACACAAUUGGCAUAUUACAGUAUGUGACAUUGGCCUUAAGAUUCUAAUUAAAAAUGCCUAGCAGAUUUUUACACUUAGAAUUUUUAGUUCAGAGGUAUUUUUAAAUGUUACUAAGCCUACAAAAAUAUUGAAAUGUUUUUCAGAACUUAGAAAGUCACUGUAUGUUUAAUUUAUUAUAUUUAUAAGAGUUAAGCAUCCAGGAAGGUUUUGCUUGUUGGGUCAAACAUUUGAAGUGCUAUUUAGAAAAGAAUCAGUCUAUGGCCUUACCAUUCUGAACGUGCCCAAUCUUUUCUAAAAGAGAAUUACAUUCCUUGAACCUAUAAAUGCUAUUAAGUCAUUUAAAAGAAUUUGAAUUGUAAAUGGGACUGUUAAAUUUAGUAUGUUCAACUUAAAUGAAUUCUACCAAACAGUUAAAGGCUCCCUUGAAAGUGAGUAUUAAAGUGUAUUCAUUUUCUAAGUAGAAUAUUUGUAAGUUAAACUUACAUGCUUAAGGAGAUAUUUUAAAUGCUUUAUUUUAGCUAUUUUAAAUGCUAAUAUUUUAGCAAGUAAUUAGUUUUUCCUAUGAACAAAAUGCCCUCUUAGACUCUGAAAAAAACACUCUUAUUGGUAAGUAGGUGUCAGCAUGACUAUUCCUUCAGUCAUGGGUAACUGGACCAGAAGUGUGGGUCAACUGACUCAAGCCUUCUCUUACCAGGGAUUUGUAACUGGGACUUAUAAGUUAUUCAUGAUCUUGGAAAAUGUGGGAGGUGGGGAAUGCUGUGUUUGGAUCAUCAGGAGAGAAAGCUUGUCUGCAGAGAGAAGGGAGAAUGAAACCUAGUGCAGAGAAAAUAAAGACAGAUCAUCCUACCUUAGGAUGAGACUAGAUGAGAGAGAAACAGUCUUAGUUCCUGAUGGCUAUGUCCCUUAUUCUGGCUGUACUUCCUCCCCCCAGAGGUCCAUGAGAUUCUUUGGAACCCCUCUAAUAAAUUAUUUUUGCUUAGA